UUUUACCCAGCUGAUGUAAACAUUAUGAAAUGAUAACGAAAAUUUCAUUGGAUUUUAUUUCAAAAUAAAUCGUGGAACUAAACUUCCGUUAAAAAACUUAAGGGAGACCGUGCAUUUGAGAAUUGACACUGAACCAAAGUGAAAUGGCAGAAGAAAAGGACAAAUCAGAUAUAGCUGAAAAUGUGUCAUUUCCGCGGAAACAGUCAGCAGCGUGGGUGGCUAUGAAGAAAGUAAAGACGACUCUCAGUCUUACAAACAAGGGAGCUACACCGGUCAACUGGAAAUGUGUCUUUUUGGUCUUCAUUUCUCUCUUUUCCAGUUCAUUUAACAUCACAUUCCUGUUCCCAUUCCUUCCAGAAAUGAUUUUGAUGUUUGGUUUCAAGGAAGAAGAGAAGGGCUACUAUGCUGGAAUUGUUGCCUCUGCUUUGUUUCUAGGAAGAUUUGUGGGCUGUUAUUUUUGGGGCUGGUUGUCAGAUAAGAAGGGACGCAAGCCAAUCAUUCUGAUCACUGUGAUUCUGAAUGGGGUUUCCUCAUUGGCGUUUGGCUUCACGACCACUUUGUGGUUUGCUUUUGUGACCAGAUUUAUCUCAGGACUUGUUAAUGGUACUGUUGGAACAGCGAAGACAAUUUUAUAUGAGAUAUCAGACAACACAAACCAGGCUGUGGGCAUGUCCAUCAUAUCAGUGGCUUGGGGGUCGGGAAUUAUAGUUGGUCCUGCCGUCGGAGGAUACCUGGCGAACCCAUGCAAGAGCUAUCCAGACGUGUUCCCAUCUGAAGGUUUCUUCUACAAGUUCCCAUAUUUCAUUCCCGGUUUUGCAGCAUUCAUAAUCUGCCUCAUUCCCUUCCUGCUAGAUGUAUUCCUGCUGCCUGAGACUUUAAACCUGAAAAAACAGGAAAUAGAGAUAGAAAGUGACCCAGAGGAUGUACAUGACAAGACAAGUUUACAUUCCUUACCACAUCAUUCCCCCUGCCUCUCCCCUGUACCACGUAUAUUGAGGGGGGACACACCCAGAAUGACAUGCUCUGUGGAAAAUCUACAUGUAGAGAGUGAAGGUGCAACAUUUUUAGCUGGUUCAAGAAAAGAACUACACAUAACCCGACAUGGACUCUCAAUAACAGAUGUUAGAGAUGACAAACAUCCUGAAAGCCAUGUCAAACACCACCAUGACAAUAAAGACUUCUACAUUAGUGAUAUUGAUGAUACUGAAAUGCAGAAAAUGUUACCUAAAGACCUAGACAGACAAAUAUCAGUACAAAGUGCACCAGCAAUAGUUUUAGAAGAUUCAAAUGGUGCUGUACAGACAGAUAAUGGUAAUGUUGAUGUACGGAAAGUGGACCAAACAUGCUUUAAGAAGUUCUUGAAUUAUCCAGUUAUACAGAUGAUGAGGCAGUUUGAAGUGAUAGUUGCUGUAUCAUUGUACAGCUUGUUCUCAUUUAGUGUGAUAGGUGUGGAGGAAAUCUUCACUGUAUGGGCUGCCACAGAUGUUCUCCUGGACGGUCUGGGGUUCGAGCCCAAUGAGAUUGGCGCAGCUCUUGGUGCAUCCUCAUUUCCCCUGUUGUUUCUGCAGUUGUUUGUUUUUCCUAACCUUUGUCGCAGAUUGGGUAUUAAAAAGACACUUCUUGUGUGCACAUUGAUACUGCUAGCAGUCACCCAAGCCAUGCCUUGUCUUCACCUUCUCUCCAGCAAUCCUGUGAGUUUGUGGACGCUUCUAAUCUUGUUGAGCUGCGUACAAAAGUUAAUGGUCAGCUGUGUGUUCUCAUGUACUGGUUUGUUGAUAAAUAACUCCGUCCAGCCCCACCUAGCAGGCACUGUAAACGGAUUGGCAAUGACCGUUACUGCCAUGACAAGGUCAAUAGCGCCUUUAUUUGGAGGAUCUGUAUACACUUGGAUAGUGUCAUACGCGUCUCAAAACAUCGGACCACCAUUUGACAUCAGUUUUGUAUUCUUCUUGUUUGGUCUCAUCUACUUUAUUGUGUGCCUGGUUGGAGUUACAAUCCCUAACAGUCUCAACGAACAGAAGAAGUAGGAAACUAUGUGUGAUGUGGUAAGAAACAACUCACCAUAUGUAUCUGAAGUGUAUAUCUGAAGAGUAUACAAUAGGGUAACCUUUUUUAGCUUGUCUGUUUUUCUCAGAAAAAAACAAGGAAUCGUCAUAGAAUAGGUGUCAUCCUCUGAGUUGUUGUCAUCAUCUCCAUCAUGCAGAAUCCUCAGUCUGGACAAUGACUCAAAUCCCAUUUAAGAUUUUUACAUGUAACUUUGUUCACGUAUUGCAAAAUACAUUGUGCACAUGGCAUGAUGCGAAACAAGGCCCAUAACUGCCGUCUUAAGUUUUGUUGAAUUAUGUCCACAAACUCUACACAAUUACAAACGAGUGUUAGCGGAAAAAUGUUUUUGUAUGUCAAAUUCUACAAAUCUUGAUAUUGAGAGGUCAGCGCCAUAUAGACACUUCAUAUAGAAUAAGGAGAGUUAUGAUCUUCUUUUGCGGAGCCUUUGAUUUUUUCUUUUAUUAUUAUAAGUUGGUGUGGACAUUACACUUGUUGUAUGUAUUGAUGAAUGUUUCUUGUUGAGUUUUUCUUUUGAACAUAUCCCACACUUUUACCUCCCCUACUCAACAAUGUGGACCAUACCUGUCUUUUUCUUAGUGCACUCAUAAAGGGCAUCAAUGCUGAAUCAUGGAAUUCAAAUAUAAACCAGGGGUUAUGUAUGAAAUUAUUUUUCUUUUCAUACAUGAAGAAGGGAACAUCUAGUCCAUUUUUUAAACAAAAUUAUCAUAUCAGUUACAUUUUUAUUGACAAAUUUGUUUUGUAUUUUUAACAGCUAUCACUUUAAAUAUCUUUAUGUUGUUAAUUGUUCUUGUAUUGUUGUUUGAUAAAUUUGUGCCAUGACUUAAGUUAGCUAAAAUACAAUUAAUGGUUGUUAAGUCAUAUUUUAUCAUUUUGAUUUACAUACAAAAAACAAUAUCGUUUUAAACAUAAUAAUAUUUAUAGUUUGCAAAUUUAUGACAGCUGUUUCCUGCUAUUUUAUUUUUUAAAAUUGUGUUUUUUGUUUAACGAUCUGAUGUAUGUGCAUAAUAAAUAUAAUCAGGAUUUAUUUCAAAUAGAUAAUUCAAUACAUGUCCAACUUAAAUUUACAAUAUAAAUAGGUUGUUAUUGUUUCUAUAAUGAUUUAUACAUUUAAUCUUUUCAGAUGAGUAAGCAGAUUACUUGUACAUAAUGACUUUUCAUAUUAAAUCUAACCUUGUUUAUCUUGUUUAUUUUUAGGACAGGUAUUUAUAUUUCUAGUCAAUCCAUGACUUUGCUGUAUCAUCAUUAGACAUAAUACGAAAUGACUAACCGGGUAUCAUUUGAGUCAAUCCAUGACUUUGCUGUAUCAGCAUUAGACAUAAUACGAAAUGACUAACCGGGUAUCAUUUGAGUCAAUCCAUGACUUUGCUGUAUCAGCAUUAGACAUAAUACGAAAUGACUAACUGGGUAUCAUUUGAGUCAAUCCAUGACUUUGCUGUAUCAGCAUUAGACAUAAUACGAAAUGACUAACCGGGUAUCAUUUGAGUCAAUCCAUGCAAGAACUGAAAUGGGUUUACAUGUAUUAUGUUUUUGAUCUUAAUGUUAAGGUUUACAGAGUGAAAAGUCCUAUGUUUGUGAAUGCCAUAGUGACAUUUAUGUUGAUUCAUGAAUAUUUCAGUAAUUUGUAUACAUGCUUUAGGAAUGACACAAGUUUCAUAUUUAUCAUUGUCAUUAAAUCAAUGUGUUCCUAUGUUGAAUAAGGUCAUCAUUCCAUGUACACAUGCAAUAGAAUAUGCCUAUGUACUAGAAUGCCACAACUGCAUAUAAUUAUUUGCAUAGAAUUAUUUGAUGUCUCAGUAAUUUGAACCCAUAAUAAAUAAGGUCAACCAGUCAUGUGUACGUGUGAAUGAACGUAUCUACGUACCGCAUGUUUUUAUUAUUGUCAUAAAAUAAUUAAAUGUCUCAGUAAUGUACAUCUAUGUUAAAUAAUGUCACAAAUCUAUGUGAUGGGAUGUAUUUAUGUUCUAGAAUGUUACAACUGCAUAUACAUCAUUGUCAUAAAAUCCUUAAAAUAAAUGUCUCGAUGAUGUGUAUAUAUGUAAAAUAAUGUCACUCAUCCAUGUUCUCAUGUGAUUCAAUGUACAUGGUGUAUCUAAGGCGUAACAUGUUAAUGCACGUUAGAUUUCUGCCUUCUUUUUACUACAUUAAAAUUAGCGUUAGUGUGUAGAUAAAGGAAAGAAAACACACUCUUAACAUCGAACAAAUAUGCUAUAAUGCUAUGAAUACUUAAACACUAAAGUUUGGCACGGGUUUGUAAUAUUGAAAUUAUUGGUAUCAAGGGACAUUGGAAUAUGAAAUUUUACUUAAAUUUGAGCUAAAAAUUCUUUUAAACGCGGUCAAUUUGUUGGAAAUGUGCAUAUGUUAUGAAAUACGAAUCAUUAUGGGUUUUUUCAACUAUGGCCGUUUUAACAUUUCAGCAAGGUCAGGUAAAAAUCAAUUAAACCAGUAUAUCCCUCAAUAAAAUAUGCAAGGUAAAGGUAAUUGUGUUUAAUUAUUACAAAGAAGCUGUAUUAUUUUUUAAUCAGCAUAAUUUGUUGGUACCAUUAAAUAUAUUGAAUUAAAACAAACCUUGCAGAACAUUUGUCAUUAAGUAUGCACCUCUGUGAGCAUUAGAAUGCCAGGGAUAGCUAUACAUGUCUCAAAAUGCUUUUAUGUUCUGCACAUAUUCAUGUAAAUAUAUUAAUUUUUUGAAAUGCUUUCCUGUUAUGCAUGUAUAAAUUGAUCUUGUUUUAAAAGGCUUUUAUGUUAUGCAUAUAUAACAUUUUAUGUUUUUAAAUGCUUUCAUGAUAUGCAUAUAUAAAUUGGUCUUGUUUUAGAUACUUUCUUGUUAUACUUAUUGACCAUGUUUUAAAAUGUUACAGACUGAUACUAUGAAUGUAAUGUAAUGUAAUGUAUCCAUGUUUGUCAGAUGUUGUUGUUAAUUUAAAUAGUGCCUUAGGAAUAAUAUUUUUGCUUUAAAUUCAUAACAUAUGGAUUUGUAAUGGUAACUAAUGGUUUAAGGUACUUUUUCAGUAAAUAUACACUUUUGUAAAAAUGAUGCUAUAUGUCCAAAAAGUGUAAUUAUAGUCAAAAGAUCAUGUUUAAAGAACUAAGUAUUACUUAUCGUGCUAUAAAAUGGAUGGUUUAUCAGCAGUUGUUGUUUUUAAACACUUUUUAUUACUAUGAAUUUUAUUAAAUGUGACGUAUUAUGUAUUCUCUUGUGGCGGUGGGUAGGCGCCAUCUACCAAGUCAUCCGCGCUGCAAAUGGAUUUUUCUGUGGCAGCGGGUAGGGGACACCGACAUCUACCAAUUCAUCCACACCGUAACUUGAGAAGAGUUUGUCAUAUCAUCACCAAGCUUGCACAUGAUGUCUAUGGGCAGAAUAUCUAGCAAGUUUGAUAACUAGACAUAUGCCCGGGUCACUUAAGAGUUGAAGCCCUUGAAUUGCCUCAACUACACAAACUUUAUUUUGAACUCAAGAAGCUUUUGUCAGAUCAUCACCAAAUUUGUGUAUGUGUUUGGGAAAAAGAUCUAGGCAAGGUCCGAUAUUCCUAUAUCAUAACCAGGCAUGUUACCAGUAUCAAUCGAGUUAUGAUCCUUGAAUGUACAAAAAAGUAUCCACAGUCCCACUCUGUAAAUUUGACUCCAAUUAUCUUUGAAACUUGAAUGGGCAUUUUUUGUUACAGUCUGCAUCCAUGUUAUCAAUGACAAAUUGAUAAUGAUUUUACAACUGGUGUUAUGCGUUAUAUAAAUUGUAAGUGUUCCAAUGUUGUUUGUCUAUCAUAACAAGAGAGCGAACUUUAAUAACCAUUGUUAUAUAUUUGUGAUGCUGUCAGAUACGUGUAUUAGGUAGUGAUAAUUAUACAUCGCAUUGUAUUUUUUAUGUUGUGGGUAUAUCUGUUGGAUAUCAAUGAAUUAUAUAUUGAUGAA
Molecule: messenger RNA, 5973 nt
Organism: Mya arenaria
Lineage: Eukaryota; Metazoa; Mollusca; Bivalvia; Myida; Myidae
Exons: 14
Coding region: 144-2027 (627 amino acids)
Biological process (GO): transmembrane transport
Molecular function (GO): transmembrane transporter activity
Source: RefSeq, a predicted model, not a curated record